Molecule: messenger RNA, 1875 nt
Organism: Oryza sativa Japonica Group (Japanese rice)
Lineage: Eukaryota; Viridiplantae; Streptophyta; Magnoliopsida; Poales; Poaceae
Product: indole-3-acetate O-methyltransferase 1-like
Biological process (GO): methylation
Molecular function (GO): S-adenosylmethionine-dependent methyltransferase activity
Source: RefSeq, a predicted model, not a curated record
GGAAAACUUGAAUGCAACAACAUGUGAUGUUCUCAAUCAAUUAGAGCCUUUCACCUCUUAAUUUUUCACACCUACUUAUCUUCUCAACCAAUCACAAUCUUUUCCUAUUUAUUUUUACCUACUUUUUUAUAAUAACUAUGUUCUAACCUAAAUUUUUUUGUAUUUUUGGAUGAAUGUAGUAAGAAUUUAUCAAAAAGUCGCCUCGCCUUCCCCACCCCCACCAAAAAAAACAAAUAAAAUAAAAUAGAUGGGUGCUUUCCCAAUUGUAAGAAUCAAAUCUCUUCCCCACUUUCUGAAUCACGCCAUAUAACUACUUUCCAACUUUUCCUGUAUCAAUUGUCAUGCCGAAAUAAGUUAUAGGAAACUUCCCACUUUGUAGCUCAGCAUAUCAGCCACUCUUUCUUCUCUCUUUAUCAACUCUUACCACAAAAACCUUUUUUGCAGUUUCAUUUCAGACAAAGCAAAUUAAAGAGCAGAAAUUUCAAGGCCAUGAAGUUUUUGUCAAUGACUUUAGCAACAAAACUGUAUCAUCAGAGAGACAGAGACAGAGACAACUAUAUAUAUUAGAUAUACGCCCCCAUCAACUCUACUCCCGCAGUGUGCGCACGGUGGAACCAAGAUAAGAUGCAAGCGCAGGACAUGAAGAACGUCUUCUGCAUGAAGGGUGGGCAAGGGGAGUCCAGUUACCUCAAAAACAGUAAAGUUCAGUUUAGAAACCUGCAAAUGAUGCUGCGUGCCCUGGAGGAGACACUGGACAAGGUCGUGCUCCCACACCACGGGCCGGGGAGGCUUCUGCUGACGGCGGCUGACCUCGGCUGCUCAUGCGGCCGCAACACGCUCGUCGUCGCCGAUGCGAUCGUGCAGCACAUGACCAAGCUCUGUCGUCGUCGCGGCAAGGGCGAGCAUGGUGACGACGCCGCGGCUGAUCCGGAGUUCUGCUUCUACUUCUCCGACCUACCGAGCAACGACUUCAACACCCUCUUCGGCCUCCUCCCGCACCGCGGCGCCGCUUCCUCCGGCGAAGGCGGCCGUGGGCGGCGGCACUACUUCGCCGCCGCCGUGCCUGGCUCGUUCCAUGACCGUCUGUUCCCGGAGCGAUCUAUCGACGUGUUCACCUCCACCUUCUGCCUGCACUGGCUCUCUCAGGUGCCGGAAGAAGUCGCCGACAAGUGGUCGCCGGCGUACAACAAGGAGAAGGUGUUCGUCCACGGCGGCUCGGAGGAAACCGGCGCGGCGUACAGGCGGCAGUUCCAGUCCGACAUGGCGCGCUUCCUGCGCUGCCGCGCCGCGGAGCUGAAGCCCGGUGGCGCCAUGUUCCUGGUCUUCCUCGGCCGCCCGUCGUCCGCCGGCCCGACCGACCAAGGCCGCAGCCUGAGCCAGUUCGGCGCCAUGUUCGAGGAGUCGUGGCGCGACCUCGUCGGCGAGGGGUUGAUCGACGGCGAGAGGAUGGACAGCUUCAACGUCCCGUCGUACGCCGCGACGCUGGAGGAGUUCAGGGAGGUCGUCGACGCCGACGGCUCGUUCGAGGUCAACCGGCUGGAGCUCGUGAUGGGAAGCCCUCUCGCCGUGGACGACGACGACGACGACUCCCACGACCGCCGCGCGGUCGGGCGCACGGUGGCGAACAACCAGCGAUCGGUCUUCGGUCCGCUCGUCGAAGCGCACAUCGGCAAGGAGCUCGCCGACGAGCUGUUCGUCCGGGUGCAGAGCCGCGCAGAAGCGCUCGACGACGAGCUCGUGGACGAGAUGCGGGUCCACAUCCACAUCGUCUGCUCGCUUUCACUUGUGUGACGAUACUUAAAUCGUACACUGUCCUAAUGAAAAAAGAAUAAUCAAAUUCCGGGUACAAUAAUUUAAUUAAGGUUAUAUUUGGCA